This is a messenger RNA of Heteronotia binoei (common prickly gecko), 4881 nucleotides long. It is a transcript of the gene CPXM1, whose product is annotated as carboxypeptidase X, M14 family member 1. The transcript is spliced from 14 exons. NCBI's taxonomy places the organism in Eukaryota, Metazoa, Chordata, Lepidosauria, Squamata, Gekkonidae. Gene Ontology annotation, molecular function: zinc ion binding; metallocarboxypeptidase activity. Bases 1 to 2289 code for a protein of 762 amino acids. The record is from RefSeq and is a predicted model, not a curated record. Gene Ontology annotation, biological process: proteolysis.
AUGCUAACUCUCUGGGCAGCAAUCUUGCUCCUCUCCCACGCAAUUCGAGACCCCUCUGUGAAUGGGGCACUCCGCCAAGUCACCCCCAGCCCUGGGCAGAAGAAGAUGAGCACCACGGGCAGCCAGGGCACCGCUCUGCCCAUUCCCACAUCUCCUACCCCCUUCACCUCCAGGAUGAACCAGGUGAGAGGCACGGCCAGCACAAAGCCCACCUCACCUGCCCACGUGAAGACCACCUUUCCCUACCAGAGGGAAGAUCUGGAAGGACCUCUUUCCAAGAAGCAGCAGUUCUCCACACCUGGUAAGAAAGGUGUGAAAAACAAUGUCCGCAUCAAAGUCAUCAAGAAGAAGGUCUUGAAGAAGAAAGCAAAGCCUUCCGUCCACGAACCGGUGGCAAAACAGGAGCCACAAUGCCCCCCAUUGGGGCUUGAAUCUCUACGAGUGCGAGACUCACAGCUCCGAGCUUCCAGCAUCAAGCGCCACGGCCUGGGGGCCCACCGGGGUCGCCUCAACAUACAGUCUGGCAUCAACGACGGUGACUUCUACGAUGGUGGUUGGUGUGCAGGCCACAAAGACAGGAGCCAGUGGCUGGAGAUCGAUACCAGGCGGAUGACACGCUUCACGGGGGUCAUCACGCAAGGGCUGAACUCCAUCUGGACUUAUGACUGGGUGACUUCCUACAAGGUCCAGUUCAGCAACGACACCCACACGUGGCAGCCGUGCAAGAACGGGAGCCAGGAAAUGAUAUUCCCCGGGAACAAGGACCCUGAGACUCCAGUCCUCAACCUCUUCCCUGACCCGGUGGUGGCUCGAUACAUCCGCAUCAAUCCUCAGACGUGGUUUGAGAACGGCACCAUCUGCCUGAGGGCGGAGGUCCUUGGCUGCACCUUGCCAGACCCCAACAACAUCUACUAUUGGGAUGACGCACCAGUGACAAAAGAUAAGUUGGAUUUUAGACACCACAACUACAAGGAAAUGAGAAAGCUCAUGAAGAAAGUGAACGAUGCCUGCCCUAACAUCACCCGGAUCUACAGCAUCGGGAAGAGCUACCGGGGUUUGAAAAUGUACGUCAUGGAGAUAUCCGAUGACCCUGGGCACCACGAAGUGGGGGAGCCUGAGUUCCGCUACGUGGCUGGGAUGCACGGGAACGAGGCUCUGGGCCGGGAGCUGCUGCUCAACCUGAUGGAGUACCUGUGCCAGGAGUUCCAAAAGGGCAACCCGCGGGUCGUCCGGCUCGUGACCGAGACCCGCAUCCACCUGCUGCCCUCCAUGAACCCAGAUGGCUACGAGACGGCCUACAAGCUGGGCUCCGAGCUGUCCGGCUGGGCAUCGGGCCGGUGGACUUACGAAGGCUUUGACCUCAACCACAACUUUGCCGACCUCAACACGGCCCUGUGGGAUGCUGAGGACAGCGAGCUGGUGCCCCACAAGUUCCCCAAUCACUACAUCCCCAUUCCGGAGGCUUACACCUUUCCCAAUGCGACGGUCGCCCCCGAAACCCGGGCGGUCAUCAGCUGGAUGCAACGCUACCCUUUCGUGCUCAGUGCCAACUUGCAUGGGGGCGAGCUGGUGGUGUCAUACCCCUUCGACAUGACCCGCACCUACUGGAAAGCCCAGGAGCUGACGCCCACAGCCGACGACCCCGUCUUCCGCUGGCUGGCCACCGUCUACGCCACCUCCAACCUGGUCAUGCUGGACGACGACCGACGGCUCUGCCACUACGACGACUUCAUGCGGGAGGGCAACAUCAUCAAUGGGGCCAACUGGCACACCGUGCCGGGAAGCAUGAAUGACUUCAGCUACCUUCACACCAAUUGCUUCGAGAUCACCAUCGAAUUGUCCUGCGAUAAAUUCCCGCACGAGUCGGAGCUGCCCCAAGAAUGGGAGAACAACAAGGAAUCCUUGCUGGUCUACAUGGAGCAGGUCCGCAGGGGCAUUAAAGGCAUAGUUCGAGACAAAGACACCGAACAAGGAAUCGCAGACGCCAUCAUUUCUGUGGACGGCAUCAACCACGACAUCAGGACAGCUUUCGACGGGGACUACUGGCGCCUGCUAAACCCCGGGGAGUACGACGUCACGGCGGCGGCCGAGGGCUACCACUCCGUCACCAAGAGCUGCCGCGUCUCUUACGAGGACAACCCCACCAUCUGCGACUUCCGUCUGACGAAGACCCCCAAGCAACGGCUGAGGGAGAUCUUAGCCAAAGGGGGCAAGAUCCCCAAGGAUCUCGCCCUGCGCCUCCGCAUGCUGCGGCUCCGCAAACUGCGAUCCCAGCGGAGGGCCCAGUGAGAGGGGGCCGUUUCCACGCACGUCGACGAUUCUGGCAACCCCUUGACCGCCCCCCCCCCCGACAUCCUUCUCUUAAGCAGCUUCCUUCCUCUUGCAAGACUUUACGGUUUUAAGUCGGGGGCCCCCAGCUUUUGGAACUCUGACACGGUGAGGUGAGCGCAGCCGCCACGUGGCUGCCCCAGGAGGCGGAGCUAGCCGCAAAAUGGCCGCCCCAGCUGACCUUCAGUCACGGGACGACGAUACUUGGGCUGUGGUGGCAGCUGCCGCCAAAGCACAGCCAAUCACAUCUCCUGUGGCCAAUCAGAAGCCUUGCAUGGGAAAAGCCCCACCCAUGUUCUAAAAAUUAUUGGUGGGUGUCAGGAAAGGUGUUGGUGGGUGCCGCAAAGGAGGCCUCCCAUUGGAGACUCCUGUUCUGGGUACUGUGUUAUUUCUAGGGAGAGAAAGUACAUAUAUAAUUUCUGGUUGAGCGGGGGUGGGUGGGAAACAUAUCAGGUCCUAAUUUGGUGUAGGGGUUAAGUGCGCGGACACUUAUCUGGGAGACCCAGGUUUGGUUCCCCACUGCUCCACUUGCACCUGCUGGAAUGGCCUUGGGUCAGCCGUAGCUCUGGCAGAGUUAUCCUUGAAAGGGCAGCUUCCGGGAGAGCUCUCUCAGCCCCACUCACCUCACAGGAUGUCUGUUGUGGGGGAGGAAGGAAAAGGAGAUGGUGAGCCGCUCUGAGACUCUUCGGAGUGGAGGGCGGGAUAUAAAUCCAUCAUCAUCAUCAUCAUCCAGUGCUCUUCCCUUUUCAGUUGGUCCAUAGCAGCGUUGCCCAGGGAGACCAGAUUAGAGCUGUCUCUCCGCAGCCCUCUUCCACCUACAGGCCUAGAACAUCCCACUUAUGCAUAAAAUAUUAAAUGCCUAAAGAAAAUCAAUGGGGGUUAGAACCAGUUUGGUGUAGUGGUUAAGUGCGCAGACUCUUAUUUGGGAGAUCCGGGUUGGAUACCCACUCCUCCACUUGCAGCUGCUGGAAUGGCCUUGGGUCAGCCAGAGCUCUCUUAUCUGGGAGAACCGGGUUGGAUUCCCCACUCCUCCACUUGCAGCUGCUGGAAUGGCCUUGGGUCAGCCAUAGCUCUCGCAGGAGUUGUCCUUGAAAGGGCAGCUGCUGCGAGAGUCCUCUAACCCCCACCCACCUCAAAGGGUGUGUGUUGUAUGUGUGGGGGAAGGAAAAGGAGAUUGCGAGCUGCUCUGAGAUUCGGAGCUUAGGGCAGAAUAUGAAUGCAAUAUCUUCUACCUUCAUCGAAUAAACCCACAACGCAAUUGAGGGCUGAAGCCCACUGAAAGGUCCAGCACCACCAUCUUCAGCCCCCCCACGGCACUAAAAUUGGUGAUCAUGGCUUCCAACGGGGAUGUGGGGUCCCACUUCUGAGGGCAGGCUCCCAUAGCUUUCAUUCUGGAACUGGAUUUCACGUGGACCUCCCUCAAGGAACUGUUCGCCUGCGUGGCUCACACUCCUAUUUCUGAGAAAUCCUCAACCAGAACCUUUGGCAGACAUUCUCUCGAUCCAAGAAGAACAGGGCCGUAGCUGAAUGCCUACAACUCUCCUGCAUUAGUCCCAGAGUUGGUGGGAAACCUCCUGCCCCCAAGUGAGAGAGUCCAAGAUGGCAACCGCCAAUUCCAAAAUGGCGACGGCCAGGGACAAGGCAAGAGGCAGGCUGGGCCUUUGGAACAGGCAUUUUAUACAACAGCCAGCAUCGCCUUCUUUGUAGGGCUGCCCGCUCUGGCCUGAAAGACCCCUGGAGAUUUGAGGGCAAAGCUUGAGGAUGGAGGAUUUGGGGAGGGAUUUUCACCUAGAACCCAAAGCAUUCCAUAGACCCUUCCCUCCCCAAAGCGCCAUUUUCUCCAGCGGAACUGCUGCCUCUAGUACCUGGUUUGCUCUAAAACAAAAGCUGAAAUCUAAAAAACAACUGCGUCAAAAAUACAAGAUACAAUUUAACAAAUUUACAAAAAAUCUAUAUAUCAAAUUGUGCAAAAGCAUCCAAAAUACAUUCCCAAGACGUAAAUCACACAGAGAGCAUAAGGUCCCAAGCAAAAACACAGUUCCUAAGGAUGACUCCGGAAAAUUCCAAAAAGUCUAUAAGGAGUAUUACUCAGAAGUAAAUUCCAAACGGAGUCCUUCCACUGCUGUCGGCUCCCGAAGGAGAGAAUCUUGCCUUCACGCAACCACCGGCUUAAAUCGCAUUCCGCUGCAUUUGCAGCUUCUUCGCAAGCCAACUGACAAGGCCCUCAGACCGGCUUCUCUCCAACGCCCAUAUUGUAUAUUUCAAUCGACGGCUUCAAUACAAUUUUCCAGAGUCAUCCUUGGGAACUGUGUUUCUGCUUGGGGCUUUAUGCUCUCUCUGUGCACAAUUUAAUCUAGAGAUUUUUUGUAAAUUUGCUAAAUCGCAUCUUGUAGUUUUGACACAGUUGUUUUCAAGAUUUCUGUUUAUACUGUGUUGCCAUUGUUUACUCUGUGCGACUUUGUCCUAAAACAAAUGCUGGCAUUGAAGCGCCCUUGCUAGCCAAGUGGCCGUUCACGUGGAAAUAUAUCAAAUAAACUUUUGGCUAUUUAACCU